Nicotiana tabacum (common tobacco) is the source of this 1536-nucleotide messenger RNA. RefSeq lists its product as uncharacterized. Gene Ontology annotation, cellular component: plasma membrane. The record is from RefSeq and is a predicted model, not a curated record. NCBI's taxonomy places the organism in Eukaryota, Viridiplantae, Streptophyta, Magnoliopsida, Solanales, Solanaceae. Gene Ontology annotation, biological process: defense response to other organism.
CAGUGUGCUAGUUGAAACCUUCCCGCUAUGCCAGCACAUAAGACCUGCGCAUAAAUCUCAUCACUUCAACUUUUUCCAGUGAUCACAUCCCCAACAUCUUUCUCUCUGCUUUUUGUCUUCACCAUUACACAAACACCUCCAAAUUCCACCUCCAAAUCACUCCACCUCUUCCUCUUCCUAUUAAAAGAUCUCUUUUUUCCCAACCCAAAAAUCCUUUCUUUAAUUCCUAAAUCUUAGUCAUUACUUUACAUUCACAUCUGAUCUCUCACAUUCAGAUCAAAGAUUCAAACUUUAUACAAUCUGAAGCACAUAUCAUGUUUGAUUUAACGUAACAUUCUCUUAUUAUAAAGAUUCUUUAUUUAUAUACAAAAACAGAAAAGAAAAGGGUCUUUAAUUUCUGGUUUUCAAGAAUGUCACAGGUGAAACCUCUAAAGAAACCACCUGGUUUCAGAGAUGCUACAAUACCAAUUCAAAGGCCACCACAACCGCCGCCGCUGCGAAAGAUUAACCUUCCACCAUCAUUCUACCAAGAAAAGAAGCGUAGAACUUGUUGCUUUAGUUGUUGUUGUUGCUGUUUUGUUUUUCUAAUUUUGUUACUAUUUUUAGUAGCAGCUGGUGGUGCUCUCUACCUGUGGUUUAAUCCAAAACUCCCUGUUUUCCAUUUAAGAUCCCUUGAGUUUACUAAAUUCAAUGUCACUGAAAAUCAAGAUGGUCCAAAAUUAAAUGCACAAUCAAAUGUUGGGGUUGAGUUAAAAAAUCCAAAUAGGGAGUUGAAGUUUGUAUAUGGUGAAACUAAAGUGGAACUUAAAGGUGAAAAUGAUGUGAACAUGGGUGAAGGGAAAGUUUCUGGUUUUGUGCAAGAGAAGAAGAGUGUUAAAGUUGUUAAAUUUGUUAUGAAAUCUAAUGAAAUGUUGUAUGGUGAUAAUGUUGGGAAAGUGAUCAGAAGUGGAUUCAAGAGCAAGAAUUUGAGAGUUUCUGCUGAAGUGAGUACUACUAUUGGUAUUGGAUAUAAUGAAUGGAAGAGUUGGAAAAUUGGAGUAAGAGUUUCUUGUGGAGGUUUGAGGUUAAAGCAGAUUGAAAAUGGUGCUACACCAAAAUGUGGCAUUACCUUGUUUAACUGGUUUCAUUUAAAUUGAUUGAUUCAACGCCUAUCGAUACAAAUAUAACCGAGAACAAGGAAUGAAGACAUUGCUAUAAUCUGAGAAUGAGAAGAAUGAAUUGGUAUUGUGCCCAAAUUCAUACAUGACUUAAUAUUUAAGCUCACUUUUUAGAUAUAAAAGCUUAUCGAAGUUAGAUCCAGAAGUUCCAUCUUACAGCUGGUGAUUUAUAGUUGCAAGUGUGUCCUUUCAACUUGUAACCAAACUAUAAGCACCUGUAUAGCAUAGAUGUUGGAGCAUGUAAAGGAUGAAAGAGUAGAUAUAUAUAAGUAUUACUGUAAUAGCAGCAUGGACAUUUUAUUUGUAAAGGCACUGGCUAUAUAUUCCUGUUGUAUGGGAUAUUUUACUAAGUUUUGCACUCGUGAAAGUAUACAAUCAA